AUGAAGCACCAACAAGUAAAUGUAGACUACUGGGCAAUGGCUAAAACAAUGUUUACAUACGGCGCACUGACAGCACUGUGUUGGAUUAUGUUGCGACUUUUCCACACUGUGUUUACAUUACCUCGAAGAUUGCGGUCGCAGCAGGAAAAUAUACAGAAUACUUUACAAGAACUACAGAAACGGUUUCCUGAUCUUAAUAUCACUGAAGAUGAUUUAAAGAAUGCUGAGAAGGAAUUAGAAGAAUUUAUGAAAGAAGACGAGAAUAAGAAAAAUCAACUUGAAAAAGUAGAAGAAAAAGAAGAAAAUAAAGAGGGACUUAGAGAAAAUAUCAGUGGUGAGGAUGUAUCAGAGGAAAAAAAGAAAGAAAAA
Messenger RNA from Brenthis ino (lesser marbled fritillary), 369 nucleotides. NCBI's taxonomy places the organism in Eukaryota, Metazoa, Arthropoda, Insecta, Lepidoptera, Nymphalidae. The record is from the annotation of a GenBank genome assembly.